Molecule: messenger RNA, 2580 nt
Organism: Trichoderma reesei QM6a
Lineage: Eukaryota; Fungi; Ascomycota; Sordariomycetes; Hypocreales; Hypocreaceae
Exons: 4
Coding region: 1-2580 (859 amino acids)
Cellular component (GO): endoplasmic reticulum; Golgi apparatus
Source: RefSeq, a predicted model, not a curated record
AUGGCUGCGCCCGGCGGCAAGGCGUCGUCGCGAUGGGGCUCGUUUCUGCAGCAGGCCGUGGCCGGAGUUGAGUCGCGGCUGGACACGAUUCUGGCCGAGUCCGACGACGAUCGGGGUGCGGCGGCUACUACGGCGACGAACAACGCAGCCGGCGCAAAGGCGUCGAGUACUGGUAAAGACAUAAUAAUCACAGCAACCUCCCGAGCGUCGUCGACGAACCGCGCAAAUGACCGGCUGCAGGCGAGGCUGGCCAAGGCCAUGGCGGGCAAGAAUGCGCCGGCCGCGGCGGGCGUCGAUAGGGCCAGCGCGUCGCCGCGCAGCUCCGUCGACGUAGCCAGCCGGAGCUCCAUGGAGAGGGCGUCGAUGGAUAAGGGGGACAGGGCGGGGACAGAGGCGGAGAAGCAGGCGGCUGAGACGGAGACCGAGUCCGAGUCUACCCGGACGACUGCCGAUUCGACGACGACGACGACGACGACAACUACUGCUACUUCUACCACGGAAACGGCGACGACAAUACCGAUACCGAUUAUUAUAGCGGACGAGGAUACGGCUUCCGAGGUCGUAGUGAAAUCAGCUCCCGACGAAGUAAAAGGAGGAGACUCUGUGGCAGAUCCCCAAGCGCAACAAGAGGCGGAAAAGGAGCCCUCAAAAGAAGACGGUAUUGCGUCACUACAACCAGCCAAGGAUGAGGCCUCACCAGAAUCCAGUCAUGGAGCCACGGAAGAGAUACAAGAAUAUGUCGAGCGGAUAGACUCCCUGCAGUCCAAGCUCCAGUACCUGUCCAAGACCGCCGCCGAUGCAGCAAAAGAGGCCGCAUCUUCAGCGCGCCCCGGCAGCCUGGAGAAGAAGCUGGCGGAAAAGGACGAGCGGAUCGCGCUGCUGAUGGAGGAAGGCCAGAAACUCGCCGGCGCAGAGCAAAAGUACCGAGCAACAAUCAAGGCGCUGCGGCUGCAGAUGGGCGAACGGGACAAGCAGCUCGAUGAGGCACGGAAAGCGAGGGACAAGGCGGCCUCGGAAGCUGAGGCGCUGCGCAAACGCUUAGACGGAGAUGAAGAGAAGACUAGGCGGCAACAGGAGGCCAUCAAGGCGACUGCGGCCCUGCGCAAGGAGAUUGACAGUUUGAAGAAGGAAAACAGCAGCAAAGACGCAGCUAUCCGCCGGCUGGAGCAGGAAGUCAAGGCCAAGGAGGAGCAGGGCGAGGCUGCCAAGGCUGACGCCCUUAGCAAGGCGAUAGCCGCCGAACGAGCGAAGCAAAAGGAGCUCGAAGAGGCCAGUGCAGCGCUCAAAGCCGAGCUGGAGGCUCUGAGCGACAAGGCCCGCCUGGACGCCAUCGAAUGGGCCGAGAAGCUCGACCGCGCGGUCCAGCGUGGCAGCGCUGUCAAAGCCGAGCUGCGGCUCGAACUUCAGAACAUGGAGAGAAAGCUGGAAGGCGUGCGGGUGACGGCGGAAGAGGCCGCGUCAGGCACAGGCGGCGAGGCCCAGGUGAAGCUGUUACGGCAGAUUGAGACGCUGCAGUCCCAGUAUGCAAUCGCCAGGCAAAAUUGGCAGGGCAUCGAGGCCUCGUUGAUGGCCAAGACGACGAGCCUCGAGAGGGAGAGGGACGAGGCUGAGCGCCGAGAGUCGGAGAUGCGCAAGAAGGCGCGGGAUGCGGCCAAACGCAGCAGAGCCUUGGAGGAUGAGCUGCAAGACGCUCAACUACAGCUGGAGGCUUGCCGCGAGGAGCUGGCCGCUCUCAAAAAGUCGACCAAGGCCACAGAAGCGGCCCUCGAGCAAGUUCGCGCCGAGCUCGACAAGGAGAGGCGCGCAGCGAGCAGAACCUUUUCCCCAGACUCUGGGCGGCAGUGGAUCGACGAGGUCGCAGGGGCAACGGCAUCGCGGACCCAGAGCCGUCCAGAGUCGCCGCUGCUCUCCGUGCCGCGGACAUUCAGCUCCGAAGCCGUUGGACUGUCCGUGCCCCCCAGCCGCAUACGACGAUCCCCUACUCCCGUCAGUAUCGCGGACAAUGCGACAGAAGGGCUCGGUAUCCUUCGGCGGUCUCCACAUGUGCCGAUUCGUACGGGAACAGGCACAUCAUCCAUUACGGGAUCCAUUCCUCCCACUCCGUUCUCGCCUCUCGAACCACCCUUGGGAUCACCCCCCGCAAUACCUCCAUCCGUCACCGAGCGAGAGAACGAAAUCACCGAUACAGCCCCCUCUUCGCCUCGUAACAUUGCGCAGGACAUGAUUUCCGUGUCAACAGUAGCGGCAGGGCCGUCCGUCCAGCUGGUAGAGAGGAUGAGCGCCGCGAUCCGCCGCCUGGAAGCCGAGCGAGUGGCCGCCAAGGAGGAGAUGGCGAGGGUGUGCAGCCAGCGGGACGAGGCGCGGGCGGACAUGGUCGGUCUCAUGAAGGAGCUGGAGGAGGCCAAGGCGGCGACGGCGAGGGUGCAGGAGCUGGAGAAGCAGGUGGCCGAGCUGGACACGAGGUAUCAGACCACGCUGGAGCUGCUGGGCGAGAAGAGCGAGCUGGUGGAGGAGCUGAGGGCGGAUGUGGACGAUGUCAAGGCCAUGUAUCGGGAGCUGGUGGAGCGUACGGUCAAGUAA